AUGAGCCGCAAGCUCGCCCCCGAAGCCAAUCGGAUUCUCUUCGCCAAGAACCUCAACUACAACGUAACAGCAGAACAGCUGUUUGACCUUUUCGGCAAAUUCGGGCCCAUUCGCCAAAUCCGCCAAGGUAUCGCCAACAACUCCAAGGGCACUGCAUUCGUGGUAUACGAAGACGUUCACGACGCCAAACAGGCAUGCGAUAAGCUGAACGGCUUCAAUUUCCAGAACCGUUACUUGGUUGUAUUGUACCACCAGCCAGAGAAGAUGCUGCGCACGAAAGAGGACCUCUCGGAGAGGCAAGAUAACCUAGAACGGCUCAAACAGCAACACGGGAUAGAAUGA
Molecule: messenger RNA, 342 nt
Organism: Penicillium antarcticum
Lineage: Eukaryota; Fungi; Ascomycota; Eurotiomycetes; Eurotiales; Aspergillaceae
Product: putative pre-mRNA branch site protein p14
Exons: 5
Coding region: 1-342 (113 amino acids)
Cellular component (GO): ribonucleoprotein complex; nucleus; cytoplasm
Molecular function (GO): mRNA binding
Source: RefSeq, a predicted model, not a curated record